AUGGAAUAUGAUGGGGAGAAGGGCCAUGCCCGACCACUUCCAUCUGUCUACGCGACCGCAUUACAGGGUAGAGAAGCUACCGAAGACGAGAUACAGGACCUCCCUCACAUCGUUGGAAAAGUGCCUUUUGAAGCCUGGGCUGCCGCCCUUCUCGGAGCUGCGGAGAGGUUUGGUUAUUAUUCAACAGUCAUAACGUGGCAGAACUACAUGCAGAACCAGCGAGGCGUUCCAGCUGUUCCAGGAGCGCUUGGUCUGGGUCAAUCAACCGCAACUGCCAUAUCCAAUGUGUUCUUCAUUUUCCAGUUCCUGAGUCCGUUGUUGUUCGCUUUUCUUUCCGAUAUUCGGCUGGGACGAUAUAACACUCUGUUACUUGGCUUGUGCUUAUCAUUGUGUGGUAACCUUGUCAUGCUCACUACGUCCCUGCCAGUGGCUUUAGACCAUGGAGCAGGCUUUCCAGGCCUGAUUGCGGCAAUGGUUCUUAUCGCACUGGGUGUUGGAGCUAUCAAGGCAACGAUUUCGCCUUUCAUAGGUGAUCAGCUACCAAAAUACAAGCCACAGGUCGUCGUCCAGAAGGACGGUACGCUCGCCGUCGAAAAUGCCGCUCGCACUUUGCAGCUUUUGUACAACGCGUUUUACUGGUUCACGAACAUUGCUUCUCUUUCUUCAAUACCAGCCACGUUCUUAGAGCGACAGAUUGGGUUUUGGACGUCUUACCUUAUGGCCUGUGCGUCGUUGUUUCUCGCGACUGCACUACUUAUCCUACUUCGUUCCAGACUCGUCAGAAUAACCCCAGGGGAAAACUGCCUUCCUCAAGCCUUCCGAGUAUUGAGAUUGGCGGCUCGAAAUGGAUUUCAUCUAGAUCAUGCGAAACGAUGUUAUCAACAACAAUCUCAAGGAGUCGAUGUCCCUUGGGAGGACAGCUUCGUGGAUCAAUUGAAGGAAGGCUUACUUGCUUGCCGCAUUAUCUUUUCAUUUUCACUAUUUUAUCUCGCCAUUACACAGAUGCACAAUAAUCUCAUCUCACAAGCUGGUCAAAUGAACCUUCACGGUGUACCCAACGACAUGAUUCAAGCCAUGGCUGGCGUAGCUUGCGUCAUCUUUGGACCCAUAAUCCAAAGCCUGUACAACUUUCUAGCCAAACGGCGCAUCGCUUUCGGUCCCAUAAAGCGGAUCGCUGUGGCCUUUCUGGUGUGUGGUGGCGCCAUGGCGUAUGCAUCGGGACUUCAAAAGCUGGUGUAUAACACUGGUCCCUGUUACAAUGCACCCCUUAAGUGUCCAGCCUCUGACAAUGGUAGCAUACCUAACGAUAUCAACGUCUGGACGCAACUACCAGUGUAUGUGACACUAGCGAUUGCGGAGAUCUUCGGCCUGGUCACCGCCAGUCAGUACUCAUACAGUCAUGCACCAAAGGAUAUGAGAAGUGUGGUGCAGGCCGUGGUCCAACUGAGCGCAUGCUUAGGCUCAGUGUUAGGUAUUGCUAUCAGUCCAGCAGCAAGAGACCCCUGGCUGGUUAUUGUAUACGCAUCCAUUGCUGGGGCUUUGGCAGUGUGCUCGAUAUUGUUUUGGUGUGUCUUUCGUAAACAUGACGUUGAAGAGAAUGCUCCAAUACAAUAA
This is a messenger RNA of Ascochyta rabiei, 1614 nucleotides long. Its product is annotated as peptide transporter ptr2. Gene Ontology annotation, molecular function: dipeptide transmembrane transporter activity; tripeptide transmembrane transporter activity. The transcript is spliced from 7 exons. Gene Ontology annotation, cellular component: fungal-type vacuole; plasma membrane. Gene Ontology annotation, biological process: transmembrane transport. The record is from RefSeq and is a predicted model, not a curated record. Lineage: Eukaryota; Fungi; Ascomycota; Dothideomycetes; Pleosporales; Didymellaceae. The coding region runs from base 1 to 1614 and encodes 537 amino acids.